Messenger RNA from Marchantia polymorpha subsp. ruderalis, 2087 nucleotides. The record is from the annotation of a GenBank genome assembly. NCBI's taxonomy places the organism in Eukaryota, Viridiplantae, Streptophyta, Marchantiopsida, Marchantiales, Marchantiaceae.
UGGAACAGAGCAUCCAGAGGGAAUCUGCUCGCUCCGCUUCCCGAGGACCUGAAGCCGAAGGCAUCUUCUGGGAGGAGGGUCGAGGGUUGAGGUGAGGGGAGGGGAGGGGAGGGGAGGUCCAGGGCACGCAGACAUUGAUUGACAUAGAAGAAGCGAAAGUGGUUGUGCUCAAAGUCAGUGUCCCAUUUUUUCUCGAGAAAGUGUCAAGGCGCGCACGCGCGGGCGAGAGGAGAGGUCGUGUGCAAGAUGGCUAUGGCCACCACUGCAGCUGCCCCCUCGUUGGGAUGCAGCCGGGACGUGUCGUUCGGAACCGCAAUGCGCGGACAGGCCGUUCCGCUGGAGCUGUCCAAGUGCCGAGUCGGCUCGCAGUUGAGGAUUGCGUGUCACUCGUCGACUGUCAGGGCCUGUGCAUCUGCUGGUACCACCACAUUGAAACAGACUCGGGCGACUCCAGGUGAGAAACAGAAUGUGGACCGGCAAACUUGCCGACUGGCUCUUCCUAGCAAGGGUCGGAUGGCUGAGGGGACCCUGAGUUUGCUCAAGGAUUGCUCUCUUCCCGUCCGUAAGCUCAAUCCACGACAGUACAUUGCGGACAUUCCAGGGUUGAAGGAUUUAGAGGUGUGGUUCCAACGUGAGUCGGAUGUUGUUCGUAAAUUGCGGUCUGGAGACGUGGACAUGGGUAUCGUCGGCUACGAUGUCGUUGCUGAGUUCGGUGAGGACGAUCCAGACCUUAUCCUGAUUCACGAUGCACUCCAAUUUGGCGAAUGCCAUCUAGGAGUUGCGGUCCCAACUUACGGUAUUUUUGAGUCUAUCAACACGUUAUCGCAAUUAGCAGCUAUGCCACAGUGGACAAGUGAAAGACCACUUCGCAUUGUGACAGGAUUCACAUAUCUGGGAAGCAAGUUUUUGAGGGAGAAGGGAUUGCAUCAUGUGGAACUUUCUACUGCAGAUGGAGCAUUGGAAGCAGGACCGGCGAUGGGCACAGCAGACGCCAUUCUUGACCUUGUAAGUAGCGGAACUACGCUGCGGGAAAACAAUUUGAAAGAGUUGGAAGGAGGAAAAGUGAUCUCGAGCCAGGGUGUUUUUGUAGCUAGCAAAAAAGCUUUGAUGAACAGACCAGGUGUAUUAGAAUCUGCUCAUGAACUUCUCGAGCGUUUCGAAGCUCAUCUCCGAGCGCGUGGUCAAUUUUCUGUGGUUGCUAACAUGCGAGGCAAUUCAGCGGAUGAGGUCGCCCACAAUUUGUUGAAGAUGACAAGUCUUCAUGGUCUUCAAGGACCUACGAUCAGUCCGGUGUAUUCUAAUUCAACUGGUGAAGCAAGGGUAGAGUACUAUGCUAUUGUAAUCUGCGUGGCAAAACCUGACAUUUUCAAGGCCGUUCGUGAACUCAGAAGCGCUGGAGGGAGCGGAGUGCUCGUAUCACCGUUGACUUACAUUUUUGAUGAGGAGCCAGUAAGAUGGCGCAAACUAUUAGAUACCCUAGGGCGAUGAUACCCUCUAAAGCGAAUACAGCAAGUUAGAGAAGCUAUUUUCGGCCUGUUUUGUGACUUUUAACUGCUCCUAAGGUACCAGCCAUUAUUUGACUCUAGGGGCAUGAGUAGUUGUCAAAGAUGGUCACCACUGUUCAUCUGGUGUCCAUCAAUCGCCCAGGUUCUUAGAUACUCCAUUUUUUGUUCUUGUAAAGCUAGUUCAACCUGAGAAUUGAAAUUAUUUAAACCUUUCCACCUCCGAAGAGGCUACAUACAGGUCACGGCUAGCAGAUGUGCAUGCUGGAGUUGGCAAGCAUAGUAAGUUACUCAUGGCUUAUAAUUUAGGACUAGAGUGCUACGUUGGGGGAGGAAGUUUUGUGUGAGGAAUUUAUAUUGCGUUUAAGCACUCCAUGUGCUGAAUCUAAUCAACAUGUCGUUAGCCAUGUCGUUUUGUAACAGGGCUGUGUAACGGGGUUGUCUGGCACACAACACCGUCUUAGGAAUGAGCAAACAGUAGUUUCCAUUUUGGAGCUGUAUGUGAUCCUUCGAAGUUAUUGUCGACUGUAGAAUUCUCUUUGGUGAGCCCAUCCUGCUUAACUACAGAGAUAUGUAUUGAUGGGG